AUGUUUGGAGGUAAAAGUAAAUCAUCAUCACCAUCAAACAAAAAGAAUGAUAGUAAUAAGUCUCCACCUGGAUUGAAUGAUGGAGGAGGAGGAUUAAAUGAUUUGAUAGAGGAUAUUGAUAUGAAUCAAAUCGAUGGUAUGCUUAAAAAGGAUAUCAGGGAAGAUGAUAUUACAUUGACUGAAGAUGAUAUGGAUGAUCCUGAAUUACUAUCACAACUAUCACAAAUUGAAAGUGGUAGAAAUCUUGUAAAGCCACAACAACAUCAACAACCACAACAACCACAAGCAGCUGCACCAAAGAAAUUACCAGCUCCACCUCCGCAAGUGGCAAAGAAGAAACAAUUAACCAAAGAAGAAGAGGAAGAAAGAAUGUUGAUGGAAUUUGGUGAUGGUGAUGAUAUGCCAAGUAUCGAAGAUGACGAUGAUGUAGAUUUUGAAGAACAAAUAGCAACUUUAAAAGAAAGAAUCGUAAACUAUAAACGUGCUGCAAUGGCUGCAAAUCAAGGUGGUGAUAAAACAAAGGCUGUCAAUUUAAUGAGAUCUGUCAAGUUGUUGGAACAAGCUAUCAGUGAAUUGGAAGAUGGUAUACCUGUUGAUACAAAAUCAUUACCACCACCAAUUGCUGCAACAGUUACAAUUGCACCAACUACACCAACAACAAGACCAAGUGGUAAUAGUUCACCUACUGCUACUUCAUCAUCUGCAUCAUCAAGUGCAUCAUCAUCUCUAAGAUCAACACCUGUUACUUCAUUGUCACCACCUGUUAGAUCACCACCAAAGGUUGAAACAAUGUCAAAGGAAAAGGUAGAACAAGAGGAAAGAUUGGCAACUUGGGAACUAUUUGAAGAGGAGUAUAAAAAGAAACAUCAAAGUUUGACCAGUGAAGCUUUGAAAUUAAAAACAAUUGAUAAACAUAAAGCAGUUGUUUUAUACAAGGAGAGUAAGAGUAUUCAAGUAUUGAUAGAUCAAAUAGAAAUAUGUAAAAAUGCAAUUUCAAAACCACCUCCAUACCACUACGAAGACAAGGUUACACAGACAGAGAUUAUUGUUCCACAUCUCAAAGAGACGGAAUUGGAGAUUCUGAUUGGAAAGAUUGAGUUGCCAAAGGCAGCCGGUGCAGUAGACACUUAUAUUCAAGCAGAGCUGCCAUAUCCAUCAGCCGAACAACCAAUCAAGUUCCAAACAGGCACUACAAGUGCAUCAACGGCCAACUACAACUAUAAGACCAUUGUACAGAUUGAAAGAAAAAAGACACUCCAAAGAGUCUUGGAGAAAAAGAAACUAUCCCUUACCAUCACCUCCUCUAAAAUGUUUUUCAUGAAAUCAGUCAUCGGUAGAUGUGAAGUUAAAUUAUCAGAUCUAUUAGAUAAAUGUGAAUAUUUUGAAAAGUCUCCUAUAUUAAAAGAAGGAUCUAAAAAAGAAAUUGGUGGAUAUGUAGAGGUAAUCAUUAGAAUGAAGACACCAUUAAAUGGAAAAGAGUACAAGAAAUCAUCGGAAAGAGUUUUAGUGAUUGACGGUGAUCUUGGUAAUAUCGAUACUACUGCAUCAACAACAACUACCACAACGACAAAUACAUCUUUACCAAAAGAUCCUGUAGCUUCUACUACAACUGUACAACCAUCACAACCAUCUCAACCACCAUCACAACCUAAACCUUUAGCUCCUGCACCUACCACUAGUAAACCCGCUCCUCCUCCAGUUACAGCUCCAGCAGCUGCUGCUGUUGAAGACGAUGAGGAUGAAGAUGUAGAGGAUUUAAAUCAUAUCAUUUCAAAUGAUGUAUUUGAGUUUAUGUUAAAUUCUGUUAAUCAACAAAUAGCCCAAUCUGGAGCAAAACCAGAUUUACUUGAUAAGAAACAAGCAUUAGAGAUUAAACAAAUGGUUUUGGAAACACAAGUUGAUUCAGGAAUGUUAACUGUAGAAGGAUACAUGAAACAAUUAGAGGAAGCCAUCAUUCGUGAUAAGAAAUGGGCACAAAAAUUGGUAAAAGAAGGGAAAAAAGAAAAGGCAAUGAAGAUUAUGAGGAGAGUCAAAAUUAUGGAGGCUGAGGUAUCCUCUUCCAAUGAGGAAUAA
Cavenderia fasciculata is the source of this 2073-nucleotide messenger RNA. RefSeq lists its product as uncharacterized. NCBI's taxonomy places the organism in Eukaryota, Evosea, Eumycetozoa, Acytosteliales, Cavenderiaceae. Bases 1 to 2073 code for a protein of 690 amino acids. Gene Ontology annotation, biological process: regulation of transcription by RNA polymerase II. The transcript is spliced from 6 exons. Gene Ontology annotation, cellular component: nucleus. The record is from RefSeq and is a predicted model, not a curated record. Gene Ontology annotation, molecular function: RNA polymerase II cis-regulatory region sequence-specific DNA binding; DNA-binding transcription repressor activity, RNA polymerase II-specific.